Nematolebias whitei (Rio pearlfish) is the source of this 1680-nucleotide messenger RNA. RefSeq names its product cyclin-dependent kinase inhibitor 1A (gene cdkn1a). Bases 37 to 561 code for a protein of 174 amino acids. The transcript is spliced from 3 exons. Gene Ontology annotation, cellular component: nucleus. Gene Ontology annotation, molecular function: cyclin-dependent protein serine/threonine kinase inhibitor activity. Lineage: Eukaryota; Metazoa; Chordata; Actinopteri; Cyprinodontiformes; Rivulidae. Gene Ontology annotation, biological process: signal transduction by p53 class mediator; regulation of mitotic cell cycle. The record is from RefSeq and is a predicted model, not a curated record.
CUUGUUCACUGAGGCGGCGUUAAACUGACUGGAACCAUGUGCAGAGUCAUGGCUACAACUCAAAAGCGGGUCCCGAGCGCCUUGGGGAGAAGUGGGCCCACCCGAAGAAACCUGUUUGGCCCAGUGGACCGAGAACAGCUCCAGGUGGAAUACCGGGCCGCCCUGAGUCAAGACCUGGAGGAAGCGACCAAACGCUGGGGCUUCGACUUUGUCUCAGGCAAGCCUCUGGAGAGCGGUGACUUCCAGUGGGAGGGCGUCACAGAUACCAGGGUGCCACUGCUCUACAGAUCCUGCAGACUUAGUGUUGGGCAGGCACGGGGUCAAAGGGCAACGAGAUCAGUGGGUUCAACCAAAAGAGGAAGGGUGGGCCUGCCGCCAGAGAGUGAGAAGGAGAACAUCCCCCACAUGCCAGAGAAACGCACUCUGGACCUGGAAGACAUGGAGAAAACACAGCGGAAGGAGGAAGACCGAACAGGACUGAAGAGGAAACAGACAAACAUCACAGAUUUCUAUCAGACUAAAAGGCGAGUGGUUUGGCUGCCGCAGAAAUCCGGGGAGUGAUAUCUACCACGACGGUGCCAAAGCUCCAAGAGGACCUCACCACAAGCAGUCCCUCCCUCGGGAGUCAGAUAUCCAACUCCCAGCACGAGGAAUCAUCCUAAAACAAGACAGUAUACGGUUAAUUAGGGUACUGUAUGUGAGGAGUUUGGUGGAGGGUUUUCCCACCAGUGGUUAAGAAGGGGACAUUUGAGCGGAGAAGAUUAACACUAAUCCCAGGAAUCAGUGGAUUUAUACUCAUUUGGAUUGAGGGCUUGCCAAAGUGCUGACUGACUUUAGCUACAGCUCCUGAAACACUGUCGAUUCUCAGCUCUGUGGGAACGUCCAACCACUUGAAAGGACGAAGAAGAGACGGGUUCACACCUGAACUGUUAUUAAAUCUCAAGUUUCACCAGCAAAGCUGGAAAACUGAAGACUUGUCUCCUUUGUUUAAAUCCACAGGGGUUUUCUUUCAAGGACUAAGACUCUUUUUUUAAUGUUCUACUCAUUUAGGAGAAAUCUUGAGGAGUUGGGAUGUCUUGAAUGUGCAGUUGCUUUGCGUAGAUCCUAAACGACAGAAGUGCCAACUCAUCCUUUUCCAUUCAAUCCUUUCUGCUGUGUGAAACUGAUCUUUAAAUCCUCCACAGCCGCCCUGCCCAGACCAGUUACGUUUAUAGCACCAUGUCUCUGGUGCACGUAUCAAUAGGAAAUAUAACAGAAAUGUAUAGAUAGAGCUGAAUAUAGUCAAGUAGCAUAAAAAAUAAAACCCUUGCAGUAUUGCACAUGAACCCAAAGGUGGUGUUUUAAGUUGCACCACCUGGCUGGUGCCGGUGUUACACCGGUGCAGCAAUUUUAGUAUUUUAAGCUUCAUAAAGGACGAUCAGAUGAAAGUGUUCUCGGUGUGUUAUUAAAAGCCGCGCACUUUAUUGUUUUCUAUUUGAGUGCAAAGUGCAACUUAUGAGACAAAGAGUAGUUUGUUUGUGUGUUCUGAUAAAUCCUGCUGCUACAGAUAAUCUGGAUGAUAACAGACACGGUUUUUGUAACGGUAAUCCUUUCACACACUGGCGGCUUUGAAAUGUUCACCACUGAAAACACACACAAAAGAACACCCCCCCAAACUACAAAAUGCACUUCUGUUAAUAG